CAAGAAGCAACAAAAACAAACACCUGAUACAAUUGUUUUUUUUCUUGCCCUGUACGUGUGUGUUAAUGUGUCGCCGACGACGACGGAGCGCGAGGGGGGAGAUAAACAUCGGAUUUUUCUCCACGGGGACCGUGGCCAGCAGCAACUUCCAGCGUUAUUUAGAACCCGGAGCGGCAUCGCAACACUAAAGCUGCCAACGAAUCCGUAGUAAAUCACACACUCACCUUCCCUGUGUUUCGUACGGUUCUGUCUCGCUGGGAUAGAUUUUCACAACCCCUCAACAUCGCUCAUUUUCCGGCCCCCCCCCCCCCCCCCCCUCCGUCCGUGCAGAUGUGUUUCUUCAGCAAGCCAUGAGUUCAGUACAUGCAAAAAUAGAAAACAUUUGCAGGCUCUGUUUGUCCGGCGAUGACACUUUGGAGUCUAUUUUUGGUGAUAGUGGAAGCGAUGCGCUUCAGACGAUAAUCUACGACUGCACAUCGAUUAGGAUACUACCAAAGCUGGGCCUUCCGUCAGCGAUUUGUGGUGAGUGCAAAUCGAAGGUCGAAAACUUUCAUCAGUUCCGCGAGCGGUGCCUACACAACGAUGAGUACCUGCGCACGACGCUACUGCUGGUGGCCGCCGCACACACGCAGCCAGACGAAGCGGACGAAGAUACGUACGGGGAAGAGAACGACAACGACGAUGACGACGAUGAGCAAGAGGAGGAGGAGGAGGACGUGAGUAUCAAGCUCGAGCCGGAGGUGCUGCUGGACGAGCAGAGCGAUAUCGAUCCCAAAGAGGCGGACGAAAAGGGCGACGAGGGCGACGAGCGGAUGCUCGUCGACCGAAACGACAACAAAAUCGAACGGUUCGCGCCGAACGAGCCGGACGGACCGGACGAGUGGGAUGAGGCCGGCUCGAACGAUCUCGAUUCGGUCGGCAACUCGUCGCUGGAAUCGUUCCACUUCCCGUACCUGUCGCCCGAUCCGGCAGUGUACGGGUCGCUGCUGAAGUGCGAGUACUGCUCGCUGGAGUUUUCCGUGCUCGAGCAGCUGAAGCGCCACAUCACCAGCCACAAGGAGGAGCGAAUCUUCCAGUGCCACUACUGCCCGAAAACGUUUCACUUUGCGAAGAACCUUAACAUGCACGUAGAGUACAUCCACUCGAAGGCGAAGUACACGCCGACGCAGGUGGCGAAAAUGAUUGCCCGCCAGCAGAUUCUAGUCCAUAGCAGUAGCAGUAACAAUAGCAGCGUGAGCCACAGCACGACCGGUGGGUUGAGCCCGCUGUCCUCGCCGCUGCUCGAUACGAGCGACUGUCUCAACAAUAACACGAUCGUGCCGCCGCCAGGCAGCGAUGGCGGUGGCGGAUGUGGGUUAAGCCUUAACAUCAAUCUGAACGGAAACACACCACCGUCCAGCACGAACGGUGCAGGACAGUCUUCGGUGUUGGGGCGCAACUUGAAACCGAUUCGUUUGCCCUCAUCGGCUGAAGGGCGGCGCGGAUCGUCCGUCGCGUCCGCCGAUCGACAGCAACAGCAGCAGCUGCAGCAUGAGUGCCACGUGUGCCACAAGAGCUAUGGCGAAUCGGCCGCCCUGCGGCAGCACAUGCUCGCCCACACCGGGGAAAAGCCGUACAAGUGUGAUAUCUGCUCGAAAUCGUUCUACAACGCCAGCACGCUGAAGACGCACCAGCGUAUCCAUAGCGACCAAAAUCCGUACCGGUGCGGCACGUGCACGAAGAUGUUCGACAAUGCGCGCAGCCUCGAGCUGCACCACCGCACGCAUACGGGCGAAAAGCCGUACGCGUGCGACGUGUGUCUGAAGAAGUUUUCCUGCUCGUCCAAUCUGAAGCGCCACCGGAAGCUGCACGAUCGUGACUAAAAGGAAAAGCGGAUGAUUGAACAUCCGACCGAACGUGGUUGCGUGUCGUUUGCGCAAUGCAACAGCACGCAAACCGUCAAGCGAACCGGCCUGGUCGAAAGCGCAUAGAAUUACGAGCUUAAUAUGAGCGUGUGUGUGCGUGUGUAUACAAGAGCAUUACUUCCGGUUGGUUUGUUAGUGGCCGGAAUGUACAUAUUUUUGUUUUUAAUUUUUAGGGUGCAAUCGCACCCCUUGGUGCUUCCGGUGCAGAGAAUCUCAGCAUAAAACACAACAUUGACUGUGCAUUUAUAUUUACAAAAAGAGGAAAA
Molecule: messenger RNA, 2170 nt
Organism: Anopheles merus
Lineage: Eukaryota; Metazoa; Arthropoda; Insecta; Diptera; Culicidae
Product: zinc finger protein 2 homolog
Exons: 3
Coding region: 351-1862 (503 amino acids)
Cellular component (GO): nucleus
Molecular function (GO): zinc ion binding
Source: RefSeq, a predicted model, not a curated record